AUGGAGAAGAUCUUAGCAUCCAUGUUGCUUCUGCUUGUUGCUGUUUCCUGUACUUUGGCUGCAGACAGUACUACUGCUAAGAAUGGGAAAAAGGACACAAAAGGAGCAAAAGAGACCCAUCCCAAACUACCCCAAACUCUCUCCAGAGGCUGGGGUGAUCAACUGAUCUGGACGCAGACUUAUGAAGAGGCUCUCUUUAAAGCCAAGAACAACAACAAGCCCAUCAUGAUUAUUCACCACUUAGAAGACUGUCCGCAUAGUCAAGCACUGAAAAAGGCAUUUGCUGAACACAAAGAAAUACAGAAACUGGCUGAAAAGUUUAUUCUCAUCAACCUUGUUUAUGAAACCACAGACAAGCAUCUCUCACCAGAUGGCCAAUAUGUUCCCAGAAUCCUGUUUGUAGAUCCUUCACUGACAGUAAGAGCAGAUAUUACAGGAAGAUAUUCCAACCGCCUCUAUGCUUAUGAGCCUUCAGAUAUUGCAUUAUUGUACUCAAAUAUGCAGAAAGCUCUGAAGCUUUUGAAGACUGAAUUGUGAAGAAAGAGAACAGAUACACUCUCGAGUCUUCCUUAAGACCUCAGACAGUUCUUACCCAUGGGAACAUACAAGUUGGCUAUGGAUAUGCAGAUCAAAGACCUAUACUAUCCAAAACUUCCAACAGGAAAACUGUGUUACACUCAUUUGUAACUGUGUGGUAUUAAGUAUUGAUUGCUUUUAUAGAAAACACUGUGUGCUCUUUUCUAUAAAUCAGGAUUA
Varanus komodoensis (Komodo dragon) is the source of this 756-nucleotide messenger RNA. RefSeq names its product anterior gradient 2, protein disulphide isomerase family member (gene AGR2). Gene Ontology annotation, molecular function: dystroglycan binding. The coding region runs from base 1 to 537 and encodes 178 amino acids. NCBI's taxonomy places the organism in Eukaryota, Metazoa, Chordata, Lepidosauria, Squamata, Varanidae. The record is from RefSeq and is a predicted model, not a curated record. The transcript has 7 exons. Gene Ontology annotation, cellular component: endoplasmic reticulum.